This is a messenger RNA of Anguilla anguilla (European eel), 2327 nucleotides long. Its product is annotated as probable G-protein coupled receptor 132. Gene Ontology annotation, biological process: G protein-coupled receptor signaling pathway. Gene Ontology annotation, cellular component: membrane. The record is from RefSeq and is a predicted model, not a curated record. Bases 772 to 1764 code for a protein of 330 amino acids. The transcript has 4 exons. Gene Ontology annotation, molecular function: G protein-coupled receptor activity. Lineage: Eukaryota; Metazoa; Chordata; Actinopteri; Anguilliformes; Anguillidae.
CCAGUAGUGAUUGUUACACCAGCAUUGGAAUGUUCAGUUCAAAACAUUCUAAUCACGUAUUUGUGAUCUCACACCGUGAAAGGGGCUAAUUACCUAAAAAUAUUACCUGGGAUAUUUGUGAGGUCGGUCAAAAGUUAUUUCAGAAAUCUUUCAUUCUCAGUUUCAGCCGCACCACCAAAACCAGCAAUGAACAUUUCUAAAAUGGCACAUAAAGGCACGACAGUUCAUGCACUUCACAGGGAGGAGGGGGGCGGUAUCAAGCAACACUGAUAGAUGGCAGCCCUUGAUAUUUGAAACUUUGCAAUUAUGUUCUGACUUCCUACUGCAAGCUUGCUCUUCCUGUAGCCGGCUCUGACAGAUAGGCAGUGAGGAAGUUAAGCAAGUUGGUUUUUUUUUUUUUUCCUGGCAAUUUGUACAAAUAGUUUUCUUGUACGAUGCUCUGUCAAUGUUCAGCACUGAGUCAGGCGUGUGUGUGGCAGUCCUGCGUGUAGUUCUCGCGAAAGCUUUCUUUUUCUCUUUCUUGUUACGCAGGGAACCAACCAGGCAUAUAAGUUUUCACCAUUUUGUACACAGUCCUGAACGGUGCCAUUGUUGCGCAAGGUAAUUUGAGUACAGGUCUCAGGAGGAUGUGCAGUAGAGAGAAACAUUUGUUUGUUCAGAGACAGACUGUGUUGGUCCACAGGCAUGGAGCUGAAGCUGAGGGUUAAGGGGCACUGGUGUUAAGGUUGAGUAUAACGGGUUUUUGACCGUGGAACUAUUAAAAAGCCCAUCAUGAGCAACGGGAGUUGCAACUUCUCACUGGAUGCUGACAUCUGGGGGCUGACGUGCAUCUACGGCCUGUCCUUCUCCAUGGGGCUGCCGGCCAAUCUGCUGUCUCUGUGGGGACUGUACCAACUGGGCCUUUCCGGCGGGGGGGUCCAGCUGGUCUACCUGAUCAACCUGCUGGUGUCGGACCUGCUGCAUCUCCUCACCCUGCCCGCGUGGAUCCUCUACCUGCAGCGCUCCCACCGCUGGGUCUACGGCUCAGCCGCCUGCAACUUCGUGGGCUACCUGUUCUACGUCAACCUGUACGCCAGCGUGGUCUACCUCUGCCUGGUGGCCCUGGACCGGUACCUGGCCAUCGUCCACCCGCUGGGGAGCCGGCGUGUCCGCACCGUCCGGGUCGCGGUUCUGUCCAGCCUGGCCGUCUGGACCGGCACCUUCCUCUUCAGCCUCAGCGGGCUGUACCCGUCCGUGUACCGGCCGGUCAGGGGGCUGUGCCUGGAGCAGUACCCCGUCAGCGCCCGCUAUGCCCGCUUCAAGAUCGCCACCAUCGUGCUGGGAUUUCUGCUGCCCUGUGGCAUACUGGGCUACACCUCCGCUCGCAUCAUGGUGGCCCUGCGCGAGUCGCCGUCCACCUCCGACCGCGAGCGGCGCAAGAUCGUGGGCACCCUCGUCGUCAUCACCGUCAUCUUCUUCGUCGUCUUCGGCCCGUACCACCUGGUGGGCGCCUACAAGUUCGUGGCGUACUUCCUGGCCGUCGACCGGUGCGACCUGGAGCGGUCCCUCUUCCUCGCCUACCGGCUGUGCUUCGCCCUGACCAGCCUGAACAGCCUGCUGGACCCCUUCUUCUACAUCUUCCUCAGCAACAACGUCCGGAAGGAGCUCAAGUCCCUGCGCUGCCUGGGCAGGUGGGGCUCCAGCAAGGGCAACUCAGGCUGCAACCUCUGCCUCGAACAAGACGACAGCCAGUAUAAAGUAACGGACAAUUGUACUAGGGUAUGAUAAUACUGCUGGUAAUAAUAGUAAUAUUAAUAAUAGUAGCAAUAAUAAUAAUAAUUAUUAUUAUUAUUAUUAUAACAACAAUAAUAAUAAUAGUGUUAUUAUUAUUAUUAUUUUGUGCCCUUCAUACAACUGUUGUAGCUGAAAGUGCAUAUGGAAGCUCAAGUUAUAGUAAAGCAAUCAAAGGACGCUUAAAAAAAAACAAGACAUUUCCAUUCAAAACGGUGUAUAUAAAACGAUAUGUAAAAACACAGUAACCAUAAUAGAGAAGAGCUACUGAUAAAAGUUCAUUUGGUUAUCUAAAAGCUGACUUUUAAAAAAAUAUGAGUUAGACCCCUGUAAUAGGGCAAAUCAUAUACUGCAUUCCCUACAUUUUGUGUCUUACCAUGUUUUUUUUGGGGGGGGGGCAGUGGUGGUUGGGGGUAGUUUUGUUCUAUUUGUUCUGUCUGCCUCUAUAUAUUGCCUAAACAAAACUGUAAAAAUGGGACGUACAUAGUGCUUAGACUCGGUACACUUCAUAUUGCGUGUAUGUCUUGCAUACGUCUCCCAAUAAACAAAUAAGAGCA